GGGGCUGCUACACCCUUAGGUUCGUGGUGGUUGUGACUUAGACAAUUUGUCAACUUCAGUUUAUAAUCAGCAAAUCGCUUUAUACUUAAGAUGGAGUGGGCUUCUUAUAAUAUGGCUAAGUUAACGUGACGUGAGAAGGGCAAGGAUCAGAAAAAUGGAUAUUUACCUUAUUUGGCUCGGUUUUGUGCUCACGGCAAUUUGUGAAGGAGUCCCCUGUGAAGUCAUCCCCAAAGACCCAUAUGUGGAACAUGGCUCCAGUAUCAAGGUUAUGUUCAAGAAGACAUGCAACACGUGGAAGCUUAACAGCCACAGCAAAAACUUUUGGACGUUGGAAAACAAGAGGAUUGACGAGAGUCUCUAUGAAAGCAACUCCACAUUCUCUAUUUUGACUAUCAGCAACAUAACCCUCCCAAAAGUAACAGUACGAUUUCACAGCUACGUGCAAGAAUACGAGCAAAUCAUGAGUGGCACCAUCAUACGAACAUACCAGAGACCCCGUAACAUAUCAUGUGUGACAUUUAUGUCACCAUGCGAUUUUGUAUGUCACUGGAAGCAUGACAUCCAACCCACAGAAAAAAUAAACUAUAAAGUCAUUCGGCAAAGCCAGGAAGGGCCAAGGGAGACGUGUAGCUCUAACCACACGUCAUGCUCUUUUAAGAGCUGCCCGAUAUUUUCGUAUCAAAAUUACAUUACUGUGCAAGCAGAAAGCACGUUUUGGAAGAUCAACUCGUAUACACUGGAAUUGGAUCCUUGGAAUACAGUUAAAAUUGACCCUCCAAAGCAUGUCCGGGUGGUCGCUCUCCGUGCUUGCCUGAAGGUGGAUUGGGAAAGACCCGGGGGACAAAUGUUUCUUUCCCAGGUCAUACACUGUCAAGUGAGAUACGCCCAGCAUGUCAUGUAUAUGUCCAUGGGUGAGAUGGUCGAGACCGCUACUAUGACCACCGCUGAAGUGGAGGAAUGCACCAACCACACAACGUCAGUCCGAUGUUCUUUAGACAAGGCCCUUUGGAGUAACUGGAGCAGGCCGGUGACAGUCCUCUCAGAUUUAAAUGUGAGGGGGUGGCAAUUGAACCUGUGGAGGAAGAUAGAUCCACCAGAUAAUCGUGGGACACGAGGAGUGCACCUAAUGUGGAAGGGCAUAUCCCCUGCCUGCAACGCCAUAGAUGGAUACAAACUGACAUGGAGGGAGGCAGAGAUGGUGGUUUCCUCUUCAGUGGACAGAGCCUCUAUCACUGUGGACCAGUGGGCUUGCAGGGUGACUCUGGCAGCCUUUCGCGGCAACACCACAUUUCCCGAAGAUUCUGUUUAUCUACCGGCCAUUGGGGAGAGUCUCUACCAGGUCACGGCACCCCAGACCACAGCCAAGGAUGGCGUGAUCUAUGUGAGCUGGGCAGUUCCCCCGGCCCGUCCUGUCAACGGCUACAUGAUAGACUGGACUGCAGACGGAGAGACUUACAACUGGCUUCGGAUCCAAGACACUGACCUCAAAUUGACCGGCCUGCUGAAUUUUACUCCAUAUACCAUCACAGUAACUCCACUCUAUGAUACCAAUACAGGACUAGGAACGGUACUCACGAUCUGCUCAAAAGAAAAAGCUCCCGAUUACAUAUGGACAAUUAAUGUAAGCGACCACGAAAAAAGUGCUCAGGUCAUUUGGACAACUGUACCUCAGAGCCCAUGCACCGGUGCCAUCGUCAACUACACUGUGUUCUACAAGACACGAACGCAGCCAGAGAUGAGUGUAACAGUUAAUAGCGGGAUACAGAAAGUGACUUUGGUGUCUCUCCAAUCAGACACUGAGUAUAGUGUCCAUGUCAUGGCUAGCGCUGUCACUGGGAAAACCAACAGCAGUGUCUCCCACUUCAAAACGAAGAGAUACGGCAGGACCUUUGUCAUAACAACCGGCUUCAUCUGUGGUGUCAGCUUCCUCGUUGUCCUAGUAACUGGACUGUACUGUGUCAUUCAGUGGAAGAGGAUCCUGAGGAAGAUGGUUCCUAACCCGGGUCUUAGUUCUUUGGCUUUCUGGUCGUCCCAGGAAUACCAGACGCCAUAUAACAACCCACUGGAAACUGAGACCAUCUGUGAAAACAUUUACCCCUGUGAGGUGGACACCAAAACGGACAACGCGUCAGGGCCGACCCACCCAGAGGAUGAGGACACACUGGACGGAGAAGAGACAGGCAGCCGCCAGAUGGACCGAAGAAGCUCUGGCUUUGGGAGCAGCAGCUCCUGUGACAGCCAGUCUGUAGAGGAGAGCAUUAGACUGAUUCCGGCACCAGCCGAGCUCCCAUCGCGGUCUCAACCAGACAAAGGACUCAAUCCGGUGGAGUCCGUCUCCUCCCAAGACUCACCAUUGGACUCUUUGGACUCACAGCUCCCUGAGCGUUGUCCCAUCAACCCAUACAGGGGGCAGACUCCGGUCGAAAGCCCAGUGCCUCCGGCGGGACACGAGGAGGAGUUAGGCAGGAGCCUGCUAGAGACGAGGUAUCACAGCCACACUGACUCUAGCCCCGCGUAUGUUACUCUGGGCAUGUUACAACACAGGAAGUCCAAUGGGGAAACGUAGGUGGGUGUAAAACACACUCCAGAAUCCAGAGGGCUCUUGUGGUCGUCUUCGCCACGUCUUUACCCAGGUACAAUGGCUCAUUAGCCGUUGGGUUUAAUUGUGCCUGCAUCUGUUGUAUAAAGGUAGCUUGCUAAGCUGGAUAGACAGUUGAAAAGACAGCCGUUGUUGUUGCGACACGGGUUCCUGAGAACAGACGGGAAACGUCUGCCUGACUUACGGGGAAAACGCUGUGUGUGACUGGAAUUAUUUACCACCGUCUGAGACAAUGUCUGUGAUUCCGUCUUUACUAAAAAUACCCAAAACCACACCCUAUUUCAUACACCAAACAGUGAUCAGGUCAAAGGUGUAUCCCUCCAAAAACAAUAGGGUUUAAUGAACCUUUACACCUUAUUAUUAAUGUAUUACAUUCAGGACUUGAUAAUGGUAAGGAAUUCAACAAGGAUUCCUUACCUUCGAUUAAUGCUACAUACACAGCACUUUGACUGUAAAUAUUGUUUCACUUUGGAAUAAAAGGUAAUUACACAUGAAA
Esox lucius (northern pike) is the source of this 3095-nucleotide messenger RNA. RefSeq names its product interleukin-6 receptor subunit beta-like. Gene Ontology annotation, molecular function: protein binding. Bases 155 to 2566 code for a protein of 803 amino acids. The transcript is spliced from 15 exons. The record is from RefSeq and is a predicted model, not a curated record. NCBI's taxonomy places the organism in Eukaryota, Metazoa, Chordata, Actinopteri, Esociformes, Esocidae.